Messenger RNA from Rattus rattus (black rat), 930 nucleotides. RefSeq names its product L-lactate dehydrogenase-like. Lineage: Eukaryota; Metazoa; Chordata; Mammalia; Rodentia; Muridae. The transcript has a single exon. The coding region runs from base 1 to 930 and encodes 309 amino acids. Gene Ontology annotation, cellular component: cytoplasm. Gene Ontology annotation, molecular function: L-lactate dehydrogenase (NAD+) activity. The record is from RefSeq and is a predicted model, not a curated record. Gene Ontology annotation, biological process: carboxylic acid metabolic process.
AUGGCAAAGGUUGUUUUAAUUGGUUCUGGAGCUGUAGGAACUUCAUUUCUUUACUCAGCUAUAAACCAAGGAUUAGCUUCAGAAUACGGGAUUAUUGAUGUUUCUGAAAACAGCCGAGACGGUAAUGUUAUGGAUCUUGAAGAUGCUAUUGCAUCAGUUCCUAGAGAAUUUAAAGUUUAUUCAACAGACUACUCUGAACUUAAAGAUGUUGAUUACAUCAUGAUUGCUGCCGGUAGACCUCAAAAACCCGGAGAAACAAGAUUACAAAUGAUUCAAGAUAAUGUUCAAAUAAUUAAAGAUAUUGCUGCAAAAAUUAAGGAUUCUGGAUUCAAAGGGAUCACCUUUAUUUGUGCUAAUCCGGUUGAUAUCCUUACUUACGCAUACAUUAAAGCUACAGGUUUCUGCAAGUGUAGAGUUAUUGGUUCAGGGACAGUUCUUGAUACAGCAAGAUUAAAACUUGCAAUUGCAAAAGAUUUAAAUGUUGCUGUUUCCAGCGUAGAUAAUGCUUAUGUAAUUGGAGAACAUGGUGAUUCUUCAGUAACUGUUUACUCUGCUAUUUCUGUGGCGAAUAAAAAUCUUGUUCAGUCUAACUCUAAAUUUACUCCGGAUAACUAUCAAGAAACUCUAGAAAAAGUUGUUGCUAGAAAAGCUUAUGAAAUCAUUAACAGAAAACGAGCUACUUUCUAUGGGAUCGGUGCAGCUAUGGCAAGACUUCUUUCUGCCGUAAUGCACGAUACAAAAGAAAUUCUUGUAUGUGGGGCUUUUCUAGAAGGAGAAUAUGGUCUAAAUGAUGUAGUUAUUGGUGUUCCUUGUGUUCUGGGUAAAGAAGGUAUUGAGAAAGUGGUAGAAAUUGAAUUAAAUAAUUUAGAAAAAGAAAAACUUGCUAAAUCCUACAAAAUAAUUUCCGAUCUUAAUAAAGAAGCUUGCUAA